AUGUCUGAUUUCGCAUUUAACAACUACUGUAUACAUUGUGACAAAUUAUGUCCUACCAACUCAGUAUAUUGCUCGGAAGAGUGUAAAUCGAUAGAGUAUCAAUCAUCAAUACAGUCUAGCAAUAGCUAUACUACCACUUCGUUUGAACAAUACCCAUCAGUGCAUCAUCACAAUGAAAGCCAGUACCAUCACAACAACUCAGUAUCGUCAGUAGCAUCAACUAGCAGCAAUAAUGAACAUGCGCCAAACGAUAUGGUUUCACCAUUAUUGACGCCAGCUUUAUACCUCCAACAACAGCAACAACAACAACAACAACAACAACAACAACAGCAUCUACAAUCAGUGUCAUCUCCCUUGAUGUUGGCUUCGCAUGUUGAUGUUGAGACCAAAGAUGACAGUCAUUACGACUUGAAUUACUUUGAUUUGAAUUACUCAGUUAAAUCCAACACCAAUUAUACCAGUAAUACAACCAGCAAUGAUUUGAUAAAUUCCACAUCACACAAUUAUCGUAAAUGGUUGACUGCCUUGUAA
Lodderomyces margitis is the source of this 531-nucleotide messenger RNA. RefSeq lists its product as uncharacterized. NCBI's taxonomy places the organism in Eukaryota, Fungi, Ascomycota, Pichiomycetes, Serinales, Debaryomycetaceae. The record is from RefSeq and is a predicted model, not a curated record. The transcript has a single exon. Bases 1 to 531 code for a protein of 176 amino acids.